This is a messenger RNA of Onychomys torridus (southern grasshopper mouse), 264 nucleotides long. Its product is annotated as 60S ribosomal protein L36a-like. The coding region runs from base 1 to 231 and encodes 76 amino acids. The transcript has a single exon. Gene Ontology annotation, molecular function: structural constituent of ribosome. Gene Ontology annotation, cellular component: cytosolic large ribosomal subunit; ribosome. The record is from RefSeq and is a predicted model, not a curated record. Lineage: Eukaryota; Metazoa; Chordata; Mammalia; Rodentia; Cricetidae. Gene Ontology annotation, biological process: translation.
AUGGUCAACGUACCUAAAACCUGGUGGACUUUCUGUAAGAAAUGUGGCAAGCAUCAGCCUCACGAAGUGACCCAAUAUAAGAAGGGCAAGGAUACCACAAAGAAGAUUGUGCUCAGGCUUGACUGUGUUGAGCCCAACUGCAGAUCCAAGAGGAUGCUGGCCAUUAAGAGAUGCAAGCAUUUUGAACAGGGAGGAGACAAGAAGAGAAAGGGCCAAGUGAUCCAGUUCUAAAACUUGUGUUUUCUGAGAGGAAAAUACUAAAGC